CCAUUAAACUGGUCAAAGCAGCUUCUUUCUAAUUCACCCCAUCAACCCAUUUUCUAUUAUUUUCCUCAUAAAAACUUUAGUUUAUACACUCUUUUGUCACAAAAUAUAUUUUAGGGCUUUCUGUAUUUCACACUUUCAAGAAAAUUCCCCUGUUAAAAACUCUGUAGACAUCUAUCCCCCCCUCUAAAUCCCACCAAACUCUCCUUUCUAUAAUCUUUGUCUGGUACCCUCUUCCUUGAUUCUUUAAAUUUGUUAAAUUUUGCAAAACUUAUACAAUAAAGACUCAAUCUUGCUUGUCUCAAGUCUUGUUUUUUUAAUCUUUCUUAUCUUGGGCUAGUAUAAACAAAGAUAAAGAUCGGUAAUAUACACGAAUAUGUUAGUUUUAUAAAAUAAUACAUGUUUUUCCAAUCAAUUUAUUCUUGAAAACACAAGAAAACACAAAAAACAGUUGUCUGAAACUGAAACUGAAACAGUAACAAGAUGCUGCUGUUAAGAAUAAUAAUAAGAAUAACCGAAACCCUUGUUAGGGGUGUUUGAAGGAAGUGUCUUUCUUUAUCUUUGUUGCUUGUUGUUCACUGUUUGUGGGGGUCUUUAUUUGAUCUAACUCUAUAGUCUAUACAUACAUACCCCUUUCUCUCUCUUCUUUUAUUGUUGCUUCAAGUUUUUACAUGUUCAGGCUAUUUAUUAUAAUUAAUAACAGGAGUUGUUGUUAUUAUUAUUAUUUUUAUUUUUAUUAUUUUGUUUUGAUUGUUUUUGGGUGAGUUGGGAUUGGAGUUUGGGGAUUAUUGAUUCAUCUUCUUCAUGAGAUGAUGAAUCUGAUGGUGAAGUUUAUGUAUAUCUUCUUGGUGUUGCAAGUGUACGCCAUUGCUGGUUCUUUGGUUGUUCAAGAAUCUUCAGCUUCUUCACAUUUCGAGGCUGCGUCAGGACCCGAAGGAAGUAAACGCCUUGGACCUUCAUCAUCUCCAAACACUCCUUUAAAUGAACCACCACCAGAUGUUGCAGCACCAAUUGCGUCAAUCCCAGAUGGAUCACCACCAAGCCCACCAGUCAUCCCGCCAACCUCCCCCGUUACCGUGCCACCAAUUCCUCAGCCGGAAAAAGGACCCGCUGUCAAAUCACCAGUCUACCCACCAACAGCUUCAGUAGAAAUGACAUCACCACCAAAAAAUGCGGUUCAAAAUCCACCACCUGUGGCCCAAGCGGCACCACCAUCUAUGUCUCAAGCACCACCACCAUCCAUUUUGCCUGAGCCUGUUACACAACCGCCAACCAAAACACCGGUAGCAUCACCGCCGACAUCCCCUGCAUUGCCACUUCCUGCUGAAUUACCGCCAAGCACAUUACCGAGUUCACCGCCUUUGCCGCCAAGCACAUUACCAAGUUCACCCCCUAUGCCGCCAAGCACAUUACCAAGUUCACCGCCUAUGCCGCCAAGCACUUUACCAAGUUCACCCCCUAUGCCGCCAAGCACAUUACCAAGUUCACCCCCUAUGCCACCAAGCGCAUUACCAAGUUCACCCCCAAUGCCGCCAAGCACGUUACCAAGUUCACCCCCUGUACCACCAAGCACAUUACCAAGUUCACCGCCUAUGCCGCCAAGCACUUUACCAAGUUCACCCCCUAUGCCGCCAAGCACACUACCAAGUUCACCCCCUAUGCCGCCAAACACAUUACCAAGUUCACCGCCUAUGCCGCCAAACACAUUACCAAGUUCACCGUCUGUAACGCAUGUACCUACUUCUAACCUGCCAGCCCCUGUAGCAUUGCCUCCGAGCACAUUACCAACAAGUCCACCUCCAAGUCAACCAGCAUUGACCUUCCCUCCACCAAAAGCUUCACCUCCAAGUCCCUCUGCAUUGACCAUGCCUCCACCGAAUUUACCAGCGCCUGUCGCAUUACCACCACAUGCAUCCCAAGUAAACGUAACACCGCCUCAGCCUAUAUUUGCACCACCUCCAUCUAAUUUAUCAGUGCCUGUUGCAUUACCUCCAAGCAAUUCACCACCGAAUUUGCAGCCGAUCCACCGUAACUCAUCCAUGCCUCCUCCAAACUUACCAGAGCCUCAUAUCUCUCCAGUGUCACCGCCUAUUCUUCCGUCACCUCCAAAUCGAACAACACAUGAUAUUGCUCCAACUCCACCUUCUCCUGUUAAAGCUCCAAUCGGGCAUAAAGCUCCGAGCUCAAGUAACCAUGCUCCUCCUCCACAUUCAACGGAUGAAUCUCCGCCUACAAAAUCUCAUCCACCGCCAUCUUUACCACCAGUGUAUCCACCGCCACCACCAGGCCCAAAGAUUAAUCCAACCCACCACACCCCUCCACCGUCAGCUGGUCCAGAGAGUAAUAAUUCAAGGCACCAUGCUCCUACACCACCAAGUUUAGGUUCAGCGGUGCCUCCAGUUGAAAACUCGAUUUCACCUUCAAUCUCUCCACCUGGACCACCUACAAUUUCUCCAUCUGUACAAACCACAAUGCCGGUUCUUUCACCCAAAGUUUCUCCCUAUAAUCCACCAAGAAUUCCAAAGCCGCUUCAAGCAUUACCACCUCCACCUCCCAAUGAAGAUUGUUUAUCAAUGACAUGCAUGGACCCAUUGACCACUACACCUCCCGGAACACCAUGCAAGUGUGUUAGGCCUAUGCAAGCUGAGCUCAGGCUUGGUGCUUCACUGUACAACUUUUUUCCGUUGGUAACUGAGUUGGCAGUCGAAAUGGCUGCUGGCCUCUUCAUGAGCUCAAGUCAAGUUAGGAUCAUGGGAGCAAACGAAGAUGCUCAAGAUCCAGAAAAAACGAUCGUUAUCGUUAAUUUGGUACCCCUUGGUGAAAAGUUCGAUAACUAUACAGCGUAUCUAACUGCUCAAAGAUUAUGGUUGAAACAAGUGCCUAUAAAGUCCUCGGUUUUUGGCGAUUAUCAAGUUUUGUUCGUCAAAUAUCCAGGUCUUCCUCCUUCACCACCUAUGCCAUCUUCUGGCAACGGUGGAAAUGGUGGACCCUACGGUCAUGGAAACAAUGGUAGGGACGUAAAGCCGAUUGGUGUUGAUGUGAGUAAGCAAAGGCAUAACAAUAAGCUUAGCGGUGGCGUGAUCUCUAUAAUAGCCUUGUCAGCAGUUGUAGCCGUGGUUCUAGUCUGUGUUGCGGUUUGGGUUCUGGUGGUUAAACGUAGGGAUCAUGCGGCUCAGUCAGGACCCUACGCAUCAGCUAAUUUACCUUCUGUCUCAAAAUCGUCAGGUGUUGGUGGAUCAGUGACAGGGAGUGGGGCCGAGUCAGCUUCGCUAUCGUUUCGGUCUACGAUAGCGUAUAAUGGAUCUGCAAAGACAUUUAGUUCGUCUGAUAUUGAGAAAGCAACCGACAAUUUCAAUGAAUCGGGAGUUCUUGGUGAAGGUGGAUUUGGGCGUGUUUACAGUGGCGUUCUUGAAGACGGAACAAAAGUGGCGGUCAAAGUACUUAAACGUGACGAUCAACAAGGUGGUCGGGAAUUCUUGGCGGAAGUUGAGAUGCUCAGCCGGUUGCACCAUCGAAACUUGGUUCGAUUGAUUGGGAUAUGCACAGAGGAACGAAACCGGUGUUUGGUUUAUGAGCUUAUCCCAAACGGGAGUGUUGAAUCUCAUCUUCACGGAAUCGAUAAGGAAAUCGCACCAUUGGAUUGGGGGGCUCGUUUGAAGAUAGCGUUGGGUGCGGCCCGUGGGCUAGCUUACUUGCAUGAAGAUUCAAGUCCUAGAGUCAUACAUCGAGACUUCAAGUCAAGCAACAUUCUGUUGGAACACGACUUUACUCCGAAAGUUUCUGAUUUCGGUUUGGCUCGGUCCGCUUUAGACGAAGAAAACCAACACAUCUCGACGCGUGUCAUGGGCACCUUUGGGUAUGUGGCUCCCGAGUAUGCGAUGACGGGUCAUCUUCUUGUAAAGAGUGACGUGUAUAGCUACGGAGUGGUUCUCCUUGAGCUCCUUACCGGAAGAAAACCCGUUGACAUGUCAAUGCCAUCGGGCCAAGAAAACCUAGUGGCGUGGGCCCGGCCCCUGCUCCCGACACACGAAGGUCUAAACUUGCUUAUUGACCCAUCACUAAGCCCCGAAGUUCCAUUCGACAGUAUAGCUAAAGUAGCAGCAAUAGCAUCAAUGUGUGUGCAGCCCGAGGUGUCACACCGACCCUUCAUGGGUGAGGUGGUUCAGGCAUUGAAGUUGGUCUGUAACGAGUGUGAAGAAACACGCGACCUGGGCUCAAGGAGCUGUAGCCAAGAGGAUCUAACAUCCAUGGACUGUGAUCCUCAAGCCAGUACAAACUCAGGCCUGGACCCGGGCCCAUCUCGAUCCACCUACCAAAGCUACGAGUCUCCACUAGAUGUGGAGAGUGGGUUUUCGGGACUUCAACGAGAUGUAGAUUCGUAUAGGAUGGGCUCGAGUUCAGGCCCGUUGAGGCCAAGGAGCCGGUUGCAGAUCUGGGAAAGGGUUAAGAGAUUUUCAAGUGGUAGUAUGAACGAUUAUGGAGAGCUUUUAAGGUUCUUGUCACGAUCACGUUGACUUUUUUGAGUUUCGUUUUCUUUACUUUGACCAUGGUUGACCUGACCCGCUAACCGUCGGUGGGCAAAUUUGCUGUAUGAAAUGUACAGAUAAAUGUGUUGAAAUGUAUUUCCUUUGUAUAGUUGUAAAUACACACAGCAAGCAGCAAACAAGAGGUUUCAAAGACUUUUUGAGGCAAUUUUUGUAUAACUUUGUAACAGAACUACGAGAAUCGUAUAAUCACUUUUACGUA
This is a messenger RNA of Helianthus annuus (common sunflower), 4743 nucleotides long. RefSeq names its product receptor-like serine/threonine-protein kinase ALE2. The transcript has 18 exons. Gene Ontology annotation, biological process: protein phosphorylation. The record is from RefSeq and is a predicted model, not a curated record. The coding region runs from base 807 to 4511 and encodes 1234 amino acids. Gene Ontology annotation, molecular function: ATP binding; protein kinase activity. Lineage: Eukaryota; Viridiplantae; Streptophyta; Magnoliopsida; Asterales; Asteraceae.